This is a messenger RNA of Seminavis robusta, 1209 nucleotides long. The record is from the annotation of a GenBank genome assembly. Lineage: Eukaryota; Bacillariophyta; Bacillariophyceae; Naviculales; Naviculaceae.
AUGAGUACCCAACCACAGCUGAAGAUAUCUCAUGUGCAAGGGACUUAUGCCGUGGUUCGUCUCGGUCCUGACACCAAGCCACCGGACUGGUUCUGGGGAAGCCGGUUCUACAACUUGACCAAGACCGAUGAGGAACUCUCCCUUGUUUGCGAGCAAUCCAAUGUCCCCAAUGAUAUCUGUGAGGAUGAGAAACAAUGCGAAAGCAACUGGGGUCUGUUCAAAGUGGAAGGGCCCCUGGAUUUUGGUCUCACGGGUAUUCUGAACAAACUGACUGCGCCGUUGGCCAAGGCUGGCAUUUCGAUCUUUGCCAUUUCUACCUAUGACACGGACUACAUUUUGGUCAAGAAACACCUCGUCUCUAACGCUGGAUAUGCUUGGAAACUGGAAGGACACGUCGUACAGGGUUUACCAGAGACGAGACCUCCUCAAGACGGGGCAGCGGUUGCGUUUGAAAGGGACCAAUUUAUCCAGAGAAUGAUCGAUUUGCAAAAUGGCAAAGAAGGAGUAGAAGAAACAUUUGGGUUGGUUGUCUGUGCAGGAUGGGUCCCUUCCGAGAGUUUGCAAUCAGCCUAUCGCAACAACUUGCUUCCAGCCAUUCAAAAAUGUUUUGACGAGUCGGAUUGGAACAACAACAACAAUCAACAGAUCCCCAACGUGUAUUUGUAUCCCUCACAGCAUCUCCAUGUCACAGUGGCUACCUGUCAUGCCUUCACGCGACCGUUGACGGACAAGGCCACACAAGACAUUUUGACGAGGGAAUGGACAAAUCUUGUCAAGGCUGCAUCGCAGCGUGAUGAAUGGCCCAAUGUGCCCUUGCAAUUGUCUCUAGUUUCAGCGCAGAUUGGGAAACGAGCCGGGAUUCUCUUGUGGAAAGAUGUCACUGGAGGUAUGGACCAAAUGCGCAUCUGCAUCAACGCCGAAACCAAAGCCCGCCAUAAGCAACUGAUUCGAGCGGGUAUUGAACCAGAUACGCUUUCCAUUCCAGGGAUUAUUCAUUCCACAGUGCUUCGUUUUCAUCAAGUUCCCACAACACCAGGCGAGCAAGUGCAAGCAAAGUUUCAAACACAUGUCAAGGAAAGGAUCUCAUCCUUCUUUGACGAGCCCGUAACAAUCGACAAGGCCAAGCUUGUCUGCGAGCGAAAACCUUACAUGCACAUUGAUCAUGAUGAACGGCAUGUCCUGGAGACGUUUUCAUUGGGAAGUUCCUAA